AUGGGCCAAAAAUAUUCACGACCCGAACCGUGUUAUCACGGCUAUGGUGAUCAACCACCUGCCAAACGGCCAUGUAUAUGUCGUCGUCGAUCAUCGGGUUUAAUAUUACCACGAGGUUCUAAACCCGAUCUGUUUCCUCAUUAUCAACGACCAAAACAACGUCGUGAGUCAUUUCCAUUUAUAUAUGUACUCCUCUAUACUCCACAUCACGAUAAUACAAUACGAACAAUGUCUGUCGGUCAACGAAGCAUUUUAGACACCAUUGCUGCUGAAGGUGUUCAUUUCGCAUUAUGGUCUUCAAUUAUGAGUGUCGGUGGGGGUUUAGGAGAGAUCUUCGUCAAUCAUGAUGCUCGUAUGCAUAUUGCCGGCGAACACGCUAUACCAGAACUUCUCGAAGCACACAAACGAUCAAAAUAUUUAACGAAUUUGAUGUUACUUGUCAGUGGGGUGUCCGGUGCAUUAGCCUACCAACAAACAAAAGAUAACUAUUGGCUUAUUGGCUCAGGUUUAAUGCUCGCUGGUAUUCCAUACUGUGCACUAGUCGAAUAUCCAGUUGCUGAACAACUCAAAUUCUUAACACUCGACGCUAAAUCAGAAAAAGCUCGUACGUUACUCGCUUCGUGGGGUGGUAUUCAACUUGGUAAACUCGCAUUAGCCGUCGGUGGUGCCACAAUUUUCUAUUGGUUCGCUCGUCGUUGA
Messenger RNA from Adineta ricciae, 699 nucleotides. The record is from the annotation of a GenBank genome assembly. Lineage: Eukaryota; Metazoa; Rotifera; Eurotatoria; Adinetida; Adinetidae.